Cyprinus carpio (common carp) is the source of this 933-nucleotide messenger RNA. RefSeq lists its product as uncharacterized. NCBI's taxonomy places the organism in Eukaryota, Metazoa, Chordata, Actinopteri, Cypriniformes, Cyprinidae. Bases 1 to 933 code for a protein of 310 amino acids. The record is from RefSeq and is a predicted model, not a curated record. The transcript is spliced from 4 exons.
AUGGCACUGAAGAGAAAACACAGUUCUAGCGCUUGGUUGUACGACUUCCAUCAGAGUACACCACCAACAUCCAGCACUAAUGCGUCUGAAAACUAUCUGCCCGUUAGUGCUGGUGAUGAAAAUGAGAGGAUGAGGAAGAGGAGGAGGACGGAUAGUUUCAAGAAGCUGCUCUCUCUUCACUUCUGUGACUGGAGCGGCAGCUCAGAUCAGACUACUGCACCGAUAAAUGAGACACGAGCUGAGGGUACAUCCAGUGACCCUUUGAGAAUUAAAAUAUCCUUUUGUUUGUUAUUCCCCUCUUUAGAUCAUAGUUCUCUGCAGUCCAUUGGCUGGUCUCUAGAGCAUCAUGGUCUUCAGGAGCCUCUUUUCAGAAGUCUUGAAGUCCUUCUUCCUGAAGAUCAGCAGGCUCAGACCCCUCCAACUCCAGCUAAAGAAGGGAAGCAUUUGGAGGGUGACCUUGAGCCUGUUAGUGAAGAAAAUGUUAGUCAGGAGAGACAGAGGAGGAGAAAGAGUAGCUUUGAGAAGCUGCCCUCUCUUCAUUUGUUUAACUGGAGAGGCAGUUUAGAUCAGGGCCAGAAAGUGGAGGUCCAGAUUACUGCAGCCAUCGAUGCAACCAAGCAGACAUCUUUUAUCACUGACGCAAAAAGAAAAAGAAGCUCUUUCAGUGAUCAGGUGUACGACUCCCAUCAGAGUACAUCACCAACAUCCAGCACUAAUGUGGCUGAGAACCAUCUGCCUGUUGGUGCUACUGAAGAACAUGAGAUGCCAAUGAGAAAGAAAAGGAGGACAGAGAGUUUUGAGAAGCUGCUGUCUCUUAAAUCCAUUAAAUUGAGCUGCGGUUCAGACCAGGCGAUGAUAUAUGAGAGACAAGUUGAUGGUAAACCAAAUGACCAAUUGAUCAUUGCAAAUGAGUAUCCAUUAAUGGAAAUCUAA